CUCCCCUAGCCCCAACACACCCCGCCGCGGGCCACCACAGGGGUUGGGCAGCUGGUGACGGACGCCAUGUCAGGGCUGGCAGACAGCCCCUCGUCAGAGGCGUCGCCCCUCUCUCAGCUGAGCAUCCCCACCGUGGAAGACCUGGACCUGCUGCUGGCCAGCCCCCAGCCCUUGAGCCCAGGGGACAUCUCGGAGCAGUGUGGCUCAAGCCGCCUGCUUCUGUCCAGCUCCUCGGGGCCGGGGCAGCACACUGCCAAGUGCUGGCAGCAGCUGGAGCAACGGGUGGCCGCCUUACAGGCCGAGGUGGCAUACCUGCGGGACCACAAGGAGCGCUGUGAGCAUGCCACACUGAGCCUGGUGCGGGAGCUGCUGCAGGUGCGGGGCCGCCUACAGCUGCAGGACUCCGAGCUUAAGCGGUUGCAGCUGUUGAUCCAGGCUCCCGAGAAGGAAAUGCUGGAGCUCCACGGCCCCCAGGACCAGAUGCAGACCCUGGACAAGAGGCUGGUGGAGGUCCGGGAAGCCUUGACUCAGGUCAGGAGGAGGCAGGCACUGCAGGACACAGAGCGGAAGGGUGCCGAGCAGGAGGCCCGGAGCAGGCUGGCCAAGCUUACCACCCUGCUGAGGCGGGAGGAGCAGGCCCGGGAGGCAGCCUGCCGCAGUCUGCACAGGAACCAGGAAGUCAUCGGCCAGAGGGUGGAUGAGCAGGCAGCCAGGAUGCAGGCGCAGGUGACCAAGCUCGGUGAGGAAAUGAGUCUGCGAUUCCUGAAGAGGGAGGUCAAGCUCUGCGGCUUCCUGCAGCGGAACUUCCAGGCCCUGGAGCAGAGGGUGAAGGCGUCGGAGAGCGCGCGGCUGAAGGCCGAGGACAGCCUGCGAGAGGAGCUGGACGGCCGCUGGCAGAAGCUGCAGGAGCGGAGCGAGGAACGCGCGCAGGCCGCGCAGGCACAGCGCGAGCAGGAAGGAGGCCGCCUGCUGGCACAGUGCCGGGGCCUGGACUCCGCCGUGGUCCAGCUCACCAAGUUUGUGCGGCAGAACCAGGUGUCCCUGAACCGCGUCCUCCUGGCAGAACAGAAAGCCCGGGACGCCAAGGCAUGUGCAGAAGAGAGCCAAGCUGGGGAGUUGGCCUCCUACAUGAAGGAGGGCUUGCAGGCCGUGCAGCUGGCUGGGGAGCGAGCCCAGCAGGAGACGCAGAGUGCGCUAGAGCUGCUCCGUGUGAAGAGCCAGGCCCUGGAGCAGGCCACAGCCGACCUGAGUGACCACUGCCUGGCCCUGGGCUGGAGGCUGGAGCUGCAGGAGCAGACCCUGGGCCUGAGGCUGGCGGCGGUACAGACAGCAUGGGAGGGGGCAGAACGGAAGUCCCUGCAGGACCUGGCGGUGUGGCGGCAGCAGGUCGCCGGGCAGCUGCAGGAGCUGCGGGAGAAGAUGGACGGCCUCCCCCUGCAGAUUGAGGGCAUUUCAGACAAGUGCUUCCUGCGCAAGAAUGACUCAGACUUGAAGAUCUCAGCAGAAGUUAGGGCCAGAGAGCUGGAGGUGGGGGCUGUGCGGCAGGGGCUGGCCACCCUGCUGUCAUCCAUACAGCUGCUGAAGGAGGACAACCCAGGCCGCAAGAUUGCCGAGAUGCAGGGCAAGCUGGCCACGUUCCAAAGCCAGAUAAUAAGGCUGGGAGACAGUGUCCAGGCCCAUAAGACCUUGCAGAACCUCAAGUUCAACGCAGAGACCAAACUGCGCACAGAAGAGAUGACCGCACUGCGGGAGAGCAUGCUGCGCCUGUGGAGUGAGGAGGGCCCCUGGGCGCUGACGCUGGGCAGCAGGCGGCUGCUCAUGUCCCUGGUGAGGCAGCAGUUCAUCAAGGACCUGGAUCCCAGUGAGCCGGUCCCAGUGAACCAGUGGGGCGUAUAUCAGGCCGUGAGGUGGCUGCAGUGGAAGUCUGUCCUCAUGAAGCCAGUGCCCCAGCGGAGGCCAGCAAGAGGCAGCUCCAAGGAAGGUGGUGGCCAGGAGCCUGCGGCCCUGCCCACCCGCUUGCCCCAGUCCCAGAAAUAAAUGCUAGUUCUUAGCUCCUA
Molecule: messenger RNA, 2057 nt
Organism: Ochotona princeps (American pika)
Lineage: Eukaryota; Metazoa; Chordata; Mammalia; Lagomorpha; Ochotonidae
Gene: CCDC154
Product: coiled-coil domain containing 154
Exons: 17
Coding region: 67-2037 (656 amino acids)
Biological process (GO): bone mineralization involved in bone maturation
Source: RefSeq, a predicted model, not a curated record